CCUGAGGCUGUCCUGAGCGGCCGCUGACCGGCGCCCGGCAAGGCUUCCGUUUCGCUGGAAAACCACCUGCCGCCCACCGCCUUCCCGCCCACCGUUCGCUAUCCCGCUCCCCUCUCGCUGAGCUCGCCCGCUGCACGACCCGGGAUCCGUUGUUUUUCGUCGCCCCCCCAACCCGGGACGCCGACCCGCUUUCUCCCACCUCGACGCGCUCGUUCGACGCCGUCCGAUCGGAUUUACACACUCGAGAGUACCCUGGCGCCCGUUGCUCCACAACACUUCCUCCGCCCGAUGUGAAGAAACAUCGAGACGCGCCGCGCAGUCCGUCUUUUUGCCUGAUCCUCGAUCGCUCUCGACUGUUCAGUGCCGCCGACCGCCCCGCCGCCGCCGCCGCAGCCGCCGCAGCCGCGUGCACGUCAUCGUCGCUCUCGGCGGCUGCGAUUCCUACGGCGUCACACCUUGAACGGCCACCUCAAUGAUGGAUCCAUACGGGGACUCGCAGCCCACUCAACCAACACAAACGGUCGCCGACCCUAAGCGGCUAGGACAACUAACCUCGGGCUUCUCGGAUGAAGAAGUAUCCGACAUAAUAUGCCUCCUCCUCCCCUACUCCGAGGCCGCCCGCCAGGAGGUGAGGAGGAUGGCUGCCGAAGCCUCGCAGCACAUGGUGGGAAGGGAGGAUGUGGACAACUUGAGGGUGGACUACACGCGCGAGGACGACCUCCGGAGAUUCGGCGGCCUACAGUCCGACGUUGGAGAACACCAUAUCGCCCUGCGCUUUUCGUCGCAGGUCAAGGACCCCUCGCAAGGUUUCACUUUCGGGAGGCAUCCCGGCUGCUGCGACAUCUGCCUCCGGAACGAUCCGCACCGGCGUCUGAGCAAGAUACACUUCCGCAUCUUUUUGAACCAGUGGGGCGUCUUGAUGUUGGAGGACAUGUCUACGAACGGGACCGUGGUAGACGAUGUUCUGCUCAAGAAGAAAGACGGAGUGAGAACCGAGACGACGAGGACGCUGGAAAGCGGUUCCAAGAUCCAGAUCCUCAUGCACGAACCCGGCCGAGACCUGAGCUUCCUCGUUCGCAUCCCCAUCCGCGACGGCGCCUGCGAGGAAGCCUAUAAGCGCAAUCUGGAUGCGUAUCUGGCGAAACAGCUCCCGGCGGCUUAUGACGCCAACGAAACCAUCGUACCCGGGCCCGGGGGCCAUGUUGACAUUUUCAAGCCGCCUCCCGCGAAACAGCCAACCGGGAACGGGGCUGUCGUAGCACGCCGUGCCCAGGUCGCCGCAAAGCCUGCGAGCCGCUCCCGUGCGGACGCACUACCAAGGCCGUGGAACGGCUCAGACAAGUACAAGCGCGUCUGCGAGAUUGGCAGGGGCGCAUUCGCCACCGUACACAAGGUGACGUUGAGACACAGCGGCCAGCCCUUUGCGGCCAAGGAGCUCGACAAACGCAAGUUCAUGAAGAACGGCGUCCUGGACCAGAAGGUCGAGAACGAGAUGAGGAUCAUGCGAAAGAUCAAGCACCCAAACAUUGUGGAAUAUAUCGAGCACCUCGACUGGGACGAUAGGCUUCUCAUCAUUAUCAUGGAGUUUGUGGGCGGGGGCGACCUCGGCCGACUGAUCGCAGAAAAUGGCCCCUUGUCGGAAAGCGCCACGAAGACGAUGACGAGGCAGCUGCUGGACGCUCUUGGGUACCUGCACGACAUGAACAUCACCCACCGCGACGUGAAGCCUGAUAAUAUCCUGGUAGACUCCCUAGAUCCCUUCGUCGUGAAGCUCACCGACUUUGGGCUGUCCAAGAUGGUUGAUAACGAGCAAACUUUCCUCCGGACCUUCUGCGGAACGCUCCUCUACUGUGCGCCCGAGGUCUACUCGGAAUAUGCCGAGUACGACAACCACGGCCGCCGUCAUCCGCGCAACCGCCGCCUCCGUCCGGCCACGGGGCAGAGAUACGAUCACGCGGUCGAUGUCUGGUCGUUGGGGGGCGUCCUCUUCUAUGCCUUGACAAAGAGGCCACCCUUCCCGGCCAGGAACGGGGCCAGCCACUCCGAACUCCUUCACCAGAUCAUGACCAAGCCGCUGGAUAUCUCGCCGCUCAUCGAGGCGGAGAUCUCCGAGGAAGGCAUCGACUUCCUCCGUCGCAUGCUUGACCGGAGGCCCGAGACACGAGCUACGGUAAGCGCGCUUCAGGAACAUCCGUGGAUAUCCGGCUCCUUCACGACCGUGGCGCAAUCGUUCGAUGAGGCCGCAGACGAGGAACUACACGUAAACGCCUCUCAGCUGAGCCUCGACGACAACGAGAGGGGUCAGGGCGGGUGCCGAGAACUGCGUGUUCCUAGCGACGACGAGAUAUCGGACGACGACGAGGACGUCGACUUCGAUGCGGCCCAGCCGGCCGAUUACGAAUCCGAAAAGGAGAACUACACGUUCGGUCCAGAUAAUCGACCGCAGCGACUGUUCGGCGAAGUCGGUCCGUCUGCAGUCAGGAGUACUGGCGCCGUAGCGUCGAAUCGUCUCAACUUGCCGAUAUCGCCGGCAAGCUUCGGCUCGACUGGCACGACGGAGAUUCUCGGCAACGAGACGGAGAUCAAGGACAGCUUCGAGUCGGAGGACCAGUCUACCCCUCGGCAGAAGCCACAAAAGUCACAGACCUCGCCGGGACUUGGACUUGUUCAUCAACCCUCGCUGCAGUCUGCAGGCCAGAGCAGGUCCGUCGACGAGCUCAACAACAUGACGUUCGACGUGGCGUCUCAGAGCCUCGGCGGCGCCGAGUCGAUCCUCGAGAACCUCAACAUGAAGUCUCGUGCCGGCUCCCUCCUGCGCUCGCAUGCCACUGGCGACUUGAACUCGAGCAAACGGAAGCCCUCGUCCGACAGCGGCGAGGAAGACAACGUCCCCGUUCCAGGAGAACGGCGCGGCCUCAAGAGGCUCCGCUCCGCAGCUUCGGCCAAACUCUCAGCCAAUCACCGGGCCGUUGAGGACGGCGAGUAUGAGCUCCUCGCACAGAUGCCGUCCAUUCUGCGGGCCCAAUCCGGGCGGCAAAUCGACAAUCCCGUACAUAAGUCUACAUAUUGGUCAGCGCAGGACAGGAGGACGUGGCACCUCAACUAUCCGGAGAUGACGCAGCUACAGCUCGAUGCGUUCAAAACGGCCGCCUCGGCCAGGGAAGAGGAAUUCGGCCCGGGCAAGACCCCCCUCUGGGACCUGGCUAUGAAGUACUUCCCGCCCACCAAUUGCGAGCGCCGCGGAGCCGCAACCAAAGAGUCGGCGGACCAUGCAGAGAACGGUGUGCUCCUCCCCUCCACGGCCGGCGCAGACGCGACCGUUCCUGCUACCCCCCCGCCCGCGGACGACCCGGGACCGCUGCUCGUCAUGCCGAUGCAGUCCGAUCCGGGGCGGCCGGUCGUCGCGUGCCUGCAGUCGGCGCCAGGGUCCGCCAUCCCCGGCGUUUCCAUCAUGAUUACCGAGUCGAUGGUGUCAUGGGGUCGGGCCAACGAGAACACGCGCUCUUAUCCUCACAAGUACGACCUCAGGGUGCCCAAGUAUGCCUUCAGGAUCCUCCUCUGGAAGCAGGACUACGACCCGGCCAAGAACUUCCGGCCGUGGAACCGCGCGCCCGAGGCGGACGAGAAGUCGUUCCACUUUUACAUCUCGACCAAGGCGACCGCCGGUAUUCACGUCAACGGCGUCCACCUGCCCUCGGACGACGCCAAGAACCCUGCCAACCCGUCCACCUACUGGAUGGCUCUCUACGACGGCGACCGGGUCUCGGUCUCGCAGACCCCCGACAGGAGCGUCGUCUCGGAGCUCAUAUUCCGCUGCGGCUGGGGCGGCAGUGCCAAGUCCCGCGCGAGCCUGGGCCUCCCGCGCAAGCCCGAGCUCGCUCCCGAGGCCGUGGCAAGCAAGCUCGACGAGGUGUGCGUCAAGACGGAGCGCAAGGUGCGCAGCCUGAGCGAGCACGACCUCAAGAUGGAAGAGGCCAACCACGACGUGGAGGAGCGCAUGCGUCGCGUCGACCGCGAGCGACAGCGCUCGCGCGAGUUCGAGGCCCGCCGCCUCGAGGCCUGCCGCGCGCUCGGGAUUCGUAGGGUCAGUCCCGCGCCGGGCAUCACGCUCGGCGAGGAAUCGGCCACCCAAACGCCCUGGAGCUCGUACGUGCCCGGCGCCAGGACCGUGCCGACAUACCGGCAUGCCUCUCCUGCUACGCUAGAGCUGCUGAGGGCCGCGAAGAGGGGGUAGUGAGAGCUGGCUGGGCUGUUCUUGAGAUUAUUUUUUUUUCUUGUUUUGUUCCAUGUACCGACCGCCACACACCCCCUUCUUUCUCUCCUGGUUCAUGUGUCAUUGUUGUAGACACCGACAUUGACACUGCACCCUGUUCUUGCCGUCUUAUCCGCGGCUCCGAUUUCUGCAUAUCAUCCUUGAUACCAUCUGUUAUCCCCAU
Messenger RNA from Thermothelomyces thermophilus ATCC 42464, 4436 nucleotides. RefSeq lists its product as uncharacterized. Bases 476 to 4234 code for a protein of 1252 amino acids. The record is from RefSeq and is a predicted model, not a curated record. Gene Ontology annotation, cellular component: cytoplasm. Gene Ontology annotation, molecular function: protein serine/threonine kinase activity; ATP binding; protein binding. NCBI's taxonomy places the organism in Eukaryota, Fungi, Ascomycota, Sordariomycetes, Sordariales, Chaetomiaceae. The transcript is spliced from 4 exons. Gene Ontology annotation, biological process: peptidyl-serine phosphorylation; autophagy.